Molecule: messenger RNA, 1140 nt
Organism: Sceloporus undulatus (fence lizard)
Lineage: Eukaryota; Metazoa; Chordata; Lepidosauria; Squamata; Phrynosomatidae
Product: reticulon-1-like
Exons: 2
Coding region: 205-1140 (311 amino acids)
Biological process (GO): endoplasmic reticulum tubular network formation; brain development; neuron differentiation
Cellular component (GO): neuron projection; postsynaptic density
Source: RefSeq, a predicted model, not a curated record
GGAGGAGCUGCGUCAGUCAGAAGGAGCCAGAGAGAGAGAGAGGCACCAUCGGAGCGGCUGCAAGAAGAGCCAGCCAGCCUCCCCGCCGCCUGGAGAGCAUCUUUGGAGCAUCUCUUCCUUCCCACCCACCCGCCAGCCAUCCCUGCAUCCCUCCCUUCUUCUCUCCUGCUGCUGCCAUCAUCCUUCCUUCCGUCUCUGGCCUGGAUGUCUUCCCCACUGGAUCGCCCCGGCUCCGGCCAGCACUGGGUGGGCGAUGGGGCAGAGGAGGAGGAGGAGGAGGGGCUGGGCCCCCGGUGGCAACAAGGCCCAGCAGCCCCGCCUGCAUCCCCGCCCGUCGCCAUGGCAACCGCCGCCCCAGGAGGCAUGACAUCCUCUCACUUCUAUGGUUAUAGUUCUUCCAAGACAACAGAGAUGGGCAAUGGCUCCUUCUACACCUCCCUGAUUUCUGAUGACCUCUAUACAUCUCCUCAGGAUUCCGCUUACUUCACUGGAAACCUCUCCAAAGGGAGUGGUCAUGUUGCUACUUCAGACAGCACCGAAGGCUUCCUCACCCAGGAUGGGACUGCCUUUGAGUCCCGUGGCUUGUUUAGCUCUGAUUCAGGAAUAGAGAUGACUCCAGCAGAAUCCACUGAUGUCAACAAAACCUUAGCUGAUCCCAUGGAGCAGAUGAAAUCGGAAGCUUAUAAGUACAUGGACAUGAGUCGAUCAGAAGAGAUCAAGUGCCAGGAGAGGUAUGGUGUAGGCUUGGGUGAUGUAGGCCCUCCAGGUUUAAUGGAGAAAUGGCAAGAGAAUGUGACUGAACCUAAAGGGACAGCAUCUGGAGGAAAAUAUGUCACCAAAGAGCCAGGCUUGGGUGACGAGUCAAUGUUUGGUGGCCAUCAAUACUCUUCUUCCGUAAUGGCACCAGUCAAGAUUACACUGACUGAGACAGAAACCAUCGAGGGGGCUGUUACAAAGGUGAAAACUCCAGAAAAACAAGAAGCAGGGCUCAAACCAGGCCAUGAAGUUGUUCCCACUGUGAUGGUGUCUGAACCAGAAGAUGACAGCCCAGGCUCAAUUACACCACCAUCUUCAGCCACAGGUACAAACCACUUGCACUCAGUAGUAGGAUCAAGAGUAUUUCUCUUUCUCUGGGGAUGA